CUUUCAAACGGCAUCACUUUAUCUUGUUCCUGGUUUGGUCUGAAACAUUGUGUAGCUUAUGCUUCUUGUUUGCUUUUUAGCGUGCUUUGUUCCCACUGUCUGAGAGACUCCUCUGCCACUCCCUUCCUCCAUUUUCCUCUGCAAUCUUCCAAUAACAUCACUUUCCCCUGUUUCUCUUCAACCCCUUUCUUGGGUUAUGGACAGAAAACAGGGCUUCUUCUCCUCCCUUAAAGACGAGGUUGUUAGGGGCCUUUCUCCCGGAAAAUCCAGACCCAAAUCCCCUCUUAGGAGUACCUCUCCGGCCGCCAGUUUGCGCCGCCGGAGGAAGACUGCCCACCGUCUCUCCCGCCAUGAAAUCUUCUUCGGGAGAUCCGGGAGCUUGAGGCCUGCCGAGGCAUUGUCGCCGUUGAAGGAAGGUCCUGAUGAUACGGACGGCGAGGAUCCCAAAAUGGAAGGGAGAUGGGCGCAAUGGAUGAAGGGCCAACUCUGUAGAGCUCCCUCUGUUUCCUGCUCUGCUUAUAAACGCUCCGAUCUACGGCUUCUGCUUGGGGUUUUAGGUGCCCCGCUUGCCCCUGUUCAUGUUACCUCCUCCGAGCCUCUCCCUCAUCUCUGCAUCAAAGACACCCCCAUUGAAACUUCAUCUGCACAGUACAUAUUACAGCAGUACACUGCUGCUUCUGGAGGCCAAAAGCUUCAAAGCUCUAUUCAAAAUGCAUAUGCCAUGGGAAAGGUACGAAUGGUAGCUUCCGAGUUUGAAACUGCUAACCGAGUUAUUAGGAGUCGAAACUCCUCGAAAGAUGCCGAGUCGGGAGGGUUUGUUUUAUGGCAAAUGAAUCCAGACAUGUGGUAUGUAGAGCUUGCACUUGGUGGCAGCAAAGUUCAUGCUGGUUGCAAUGGGAGGCUUGUAUGGAGGCACACACCAUGGCUUGGUGCACAUUGUGCUAAAGGGCCUGUUAGACCUUUGCGGCGUGCACUUCAGGGACUUGAUCCUAAAACAACUGCAAGCAUGUUUGCCAAUGCAAGAUGCACAGGGGAGAAGAAGAUAAAUCAUGAGGAUUGCUUCAUCCUUAAGCUCUGUGCAGAUCCCGCAACGUUGAAGGCCAGGAGCGAAGGGCCAGCUGAGAUUAUACGACAUGUUUUAUUUGGUUAUUUCAGUCAGAAAACUGGUCUCCUAGUGCACUUGGAAGACUCUCACUUGACCCGGAUACAAAACAACGGAGGCGACGCAGUUUACUGGGAGACCACAAUCAAUUCAUUUCUCGAUGACUACCGACCUGUUGAGGGGAUUAUGAUCGCACACUCGGGACGUUCGGUAGUAACCCUCUUCAGAUUUGGAGACACUGCUAUGAGCCACACUAAGACCAGGAUGGAAGAAGCUUGGACAAUUGAAGAAGUAGCAUUCAAUGUCCCUGGUUUAUCUGUAGAUUGUUUCAUUCCUCCAGCUGAACUAAAAUUCGGUUCAGUGAGUGAAGCUUGUGAGCUCCCUCAGGAUCAAAUCAUUGACAAUGCUGUAGCAGCAUGUCAUGCUAAAGUUGCUGCUCUCGACAAGCUUGGCGACGGUCCUGUAAUCUGGAAUACCGACUCGUAAGAGGACGACGACGAGAAAAGGGAUGAACUGUUGAUAGUAAAUUAUUGUACUGAUAGCAAGCUAGGUGCUUAGAACUCCUUAAGAUGAUUAAAUAGCUCAUAUAGGAACUGAGAUCAAUACCCUUUUAUAUUUGUAAAUAGAGCAUUGCCAUUCAUAUAAUUUUCCACUGUUUCUUUAUAAACUGUCAAUACUCAUCCAAAGAAUACUUAUGAAAUUUAGUUCCCAUUCUGCAAGGUCA
Cucurbita maxima (winter squash) is the source of this 1826-nucleotide messenger RNA. RefSeq lists its product as uncharacterized. NCBI's taxonomy places the organism in Eukaryota, Viridiplantae, Streptophyta, Magnoliopsida, Cucurbitales, Cucurbitaceae. The transcript is spliced from 3 exons. The record is from RefSeq and is a predicted model, not a curated record. Bases 197 to 1588 code for a protein of 463 amino acids.